AUGGCAGUCACGCUCGACGACAGAUUCGCAAAACGUGUCGGUCUACCCAACUCUACUCGGUUUCCAUGGGAUACCGAGCGAAGCAUCUACUACGUCAAAGGAAUCCAUGAUCUGCAUUGCCUUAAACUCAUCCGGAAAGCCAUCGUAUCAAAGCAUAACGACAACCCACAGCCCUUCAAUCUCCUUCACAUCUACCACUGCCUUGACGGACUCCGGCAGGACAUCAUGUGUAAUGCGGACGACACACCAAUACCAGCCCCUGUUACACAUCAGUCGGGCGAAGGUCAGCUCCGACAGUGUCGUGACUGGGACAAGCUGAUUGCAUGGGCCACGCGUCCUGACCAACAUGCUUGCUACGAGUUUGACGAUUAUCGCGAGGCAACGAACACACUGGAAAACUUUGCGUUCUGUCCCCAGGGUUCACCUUACCGGGAGUUCCAAGAGGCUUAUUUCCGGUAUCAUGGACACAAAGACGCCAGUCGACACAUAUAUUUCGAGGUGAAGCACAGCAAAUUCAGCACCACCUUCAUCCCGUUCGCACACUAUUUUCGACUACCAAAGGAGCUCACCAAGCACAUCAAUUACCAACUAUCUACCAUGCACGCUACUAUCGUUCUGCUUCCGCUGCUUGCCUUCGCGAUGGGCAUCGCUGCAGCUCCAGCACCCCUGCAUCCCGUUGCCCGGGCCGUACCAGACAUCAACGAAGUCGUCCGAAACCCGGCUCCCAUUGAUCAUCAUGUCGGUUGGGACGACCAUGGCAAACCGACACUCGGAGAUAUCAGCCACCUCAGUCCAGAGGACAUUAAGAAGCUUAAAGACCUCAUCAAGCAUCUACUUGGUGGCAGUCACUCUGCAUAG
Molecule: messenger RNA, 858 nt
Organism: Alternaria incomplexa
Lineage: Eukaryota; Fungi; Ascomycota; Dothideomycetes; Pleosporales; Pleosporaceae
Exons: 4
Coding region: 1-858 (285 amino acids)
Biological process (GO): mycotoxin biosynthetic process
Source: RefSeq, a predicted model, not a curated record